UCUAGCCGAAUAUUCUCUAGAAAGGCUGUAAAGAAAAAAUAUACCAACAACAAACUUAGCAGGUUAGCAGCACGGCAGUGCAGUUGACUUCAUAACGAUCAAUAGACAACCCCAUACACAACACACCGCAUCUCCGCCAUUUUAAAGUCGAUAUCAGUAUAAUUGCGAGCGUUUGGUCGAUAUCUUGCAAUGACGACGACGACACGAUAGAGAGGAGCGAGCGAGAUUAUCAUCCGAACAGCGAUCAGCGAGGAAUUCAAGUUCGAUAUAUUCGUAGAAAUAAAUAUAUAAUGUCGUAAGUUCGAUUUGAAAGCCGGGGUGCUCCGUUAGUCGUGUGUAUUUGGUAUACAUGUGCGCGUUUGAGAGAUAUCGCAUCGAGAAUGUUUUUCAGCAGCGGUAAAGUCGUGAUCGAACUUGAAAAUUAUACGACAAAUAAACAAUGUUUUACCGGAAAACAAUUGUGUGUUUCAAUUAUAAAACUUCAAAUGGAGCACAGAGUUUUUUAAAGGAGAUCAAGAGUAAACAUAAACUGGAACAACAACAAUUGUUAUCAAGGACAAUUGACUUGUGGAUCCGGUAAACCAAAAUAUUCAAGCUCAGCAAGAUGGAUACAACUAAACAAUUGAAAUCUGCACAUGAUAGUAUGAGAGAAAUGGUGGAAGAAGAAAACAACAAGAAUGAUGUGAAAGUUUCUAUUAUAGCAAAAAUGAUGGAAGAAAAACAUACUUAUACUUAUAAAAAGCUAGUUGUGCCUAUUUCCAUGCGAAGUAUAUAUUGGAAAUUUUUUGGUUUUCCUGCUACGGAAGAGGGCGAUAUAUUGACCAAAGUCAAAAUUGUUUGCAUACUGUGCAAAACUCAAAUUGCUUAUAACAGAAAUACAAGCAAUUUGCGUAUGCAUCUCCAAAACAAACAUGCCCAAGAGCUCUCAGAUUUGGAAGCUGGUACACCGCCAAAAAAAAUUAUUUUGACACAGGAGGCCAGAGAUAAAAGAGCUCAGAAGCGUAUGAUCAAAGCCGGACUCAACGCUACUCAACAUAUUUAUACCACUAGCGCCGAUGGAACAGUUCAAAUUGACGGAGAUCUUCAAUUUGUCACUGAUCCUAAUAUUAGUCUAUCUAGCAUGGAAGAUGACAUAGAUAACCCGUUGGACAUUUCGAACAUGGAUGGCAAAGCGGUAUCGGAUGCAAUCACCGAGUUCAUUGUAAUGGACCUCCAGUUACCAGAAGUUGUGGAAGGACGAGGUUUCCAGAGACUGGUCGCGACUCUCCGUUCACCGUGUGAAAUUCCAAGCAAAAAUAAAUUGGAAGAUGAAUUAAUACCGAAAGUAUACGAGACUUUUCGUGAAUCUGUGGCAGCGAAUUUAGCGUGUGUAAACGGAGAAUUUGGUCUGGCGGUUGAAGAAUGGCGAUCAAAUUCCGGAGAAUAUUUCGUCACGCUGUCGCUGUAUUAUCAAAACGUGGACGAGGCCAUUCUGGAGUGUAAAGUUUUGACCACUCUCCAUGCACCUUUGGAUUGGGGAGAGACUCAGUGGAGCAGCGUUAUAGAUUCCACGCUUCUCGAUUGGGAUUUAAGAAUAGAAAGAAUCACGGCUGCUGUCGUUGCGACUUCGCGGCCCGAAUUACUGGCGUCUUUGUCAAAUCGAGGUUUAGCUCUGGUACCCUGUCUUUUGCAUACUUUACAAGUCUGUGCCCAAGCUUGCUUCGAAAACGCUGACGUCGCGAUUACGCUUUCAAAAUGUCGAACGACGAUUGGAGUAAUCGCGAGUCACGGGAGCGCAUCGACGGAUUUGAACGUCCAAGAACAGCUACUUGAGUUAGAAGAGAAUGCAAUGCUCAUGGAUUAUCCAGCCGUUUGGACAUCGACGUACAAUAUGCUGGAGCAACUGAUCCUCCGACGAAACAUAAUAACUUCGAUACUGGAAAGCAUGGAAGGCAUAGAUCGGGAAGCUAUCGAACUUACGGAAGACCAAUGGAAAAUUAUCGAGGAUCUUGUCAACGUACUUGAACCGUUCAAGGUCACUAUUAUGACUCUGAGCGAAGAAAAAAUGCCACUCAUAUCACUUUUAAAACCUCUGCUGUGGCAAUUGGUAUCCUCACACCUCAAGGUUAAGGACGAUGAUAGCGAAAUCGCCAAAUCGUUCAAAGAAUCGCUCUCCGAUAUGCUCUGUGAACGUUAUGCCGAUAGUAACGUCACGCUAUUAUUGCAAAUCGCCACCACUCUUGAUCCCAGAUUUAAACAACUGCCGUACGCCCCGGAUGAGGAUAAGAACAUGGUUAAUGGGCCGAUAAAAGAGAUGUUAACGAAGCUCGUAUUGGAAGAGACUGGUGAGCAAAUCGAGGUGAAACCAGAGGAAGGUUCGGCAACAAAAAAGAGUCGUUUAUCGGGAAUGGCACUUUUGUUAGGUGGACUUUGUGCGGUGAAAAGCGGAAUGCCUGCGGAGGAGAAAGCAAAUCUUGAACUAGUGCAGUAUCAAUCCGAAGCAACGGCCCCUCUUGAUUGUUGUCCAUUGCAAUGGUGGGCCAAGACUUCAGUCAAGUGUCCGAAUCUCGGGAAAUUAGCUAGACGUUACAAUUGUGUGCCCGCUUGUUGCGCUCCCCCUUCGAGAAUUCCGGCUGAAACGCAAGUCCUUUAUGACACUAGAAGAGCUGCUUUGCCUUCACAUUUAGUCAACAAAUUAUUAUUCCUGCACGGUAAUCACGCAGUUUGAGAGUAAAAGAACGAAGAUUUACGAGCUCUUCUAUAAACGAGAUAUGAAAAAGUAUUUCAUCACGGAAAUACUAAAAUCGAAGCUACUCGGCAAUUUGUGAGAAUAAAACCAGGUUCCAAAUUGCUCUUUUACUUGAGAUUCGCCUUAUCGUUUGAAAAUAAUUGAAUUUUCUCCGCCAUGUGUUUGACACGUGUCAAACAUGGUUUGACGUGUUAUCAGAAAUUUGUUUCAUUUGAAAUUUAUUGAUUGAUUCAUUUCAAGGUAAGAAGAUGAAUUUAGUGGCUCUAGAAGAAUUUUAUCUUCCUUAUAACCAGACCGUUUAAAUUUUUCUCUCAUAAAAUAACGAAACCUUACUUUAUUUUGGCACUUUAUCAAUUUACACCAAAGUUGUACCUCACUAGACUUAAACGAUCAUAUUAAAUUUUUAAUUCUACGAAUCUAACAAAAAAUGAGUUGCCAGAUAGUUUGUAAAUAUCAUGAUUAUAUCUGCACUGGUCUAUGCUUUGAUUUUAACGUCCAUAGCUUGGAAAGCUGUAUACGUUGUGUGAGAAAAAUGAUUACGUUCAUUUUCAUUGCUACUUUCAAAACAUAAUUCUAUCUUUUACUCUCCUCUCAGAAAUUGCAAAUCAGUACAAGAAUCUGAUUUUAAUACGUAGCUAUAACGACGUAGGACGAUUAGAAGAAAUGAACGAUAUUGUAAAAUAAUCUGAUGAAAACAGAAAACAGAAGAAUGUAUCAAAAACAUGAAAUCAAUUUUUUACAAAAAGUUCAAUAAACAUUUUGGAAUAUA
This is a messenger RNA of Venturia canescens, 3497 nucleotides long. RefSeq names its product E3 SUMO-protein ligase ZBED1-like. Gene Ontology annotation, cellular component: nucleus. Gene Ontology annotation, biological process: regulation of transcription by RNA polymerase II. Bases 605 to 2707 code for a protein of 700 amino acids. The record is from RefSeq and is a predicted model, not a curated record. Gene Ontology annotation, molecular function: DNA binding; protein dimerization activity. The transcript is spliced from 5 exons. Lineage: Eukaryota; Metazoa; Arthropoda; Insecta; Hymenoptera; Ichneumonidae.